AUGAAGUUACGGAAAUCCAACGGCAAUCUAUUAUUCCUUCCUGAAGAACUCAUCGUACAAGUUCUGUCAUACCUUCCGGUUAGAUCUUUGACGCAACUGAGAUGCGUGACUAAAGCAUGGAACGCCAUCAUCUCCGAUCCAAAAUUUAUCAAACUGCACCUUCAACGUUCCAAAAAAAAUAAGAAUCUCACACAAAUCUUAGGCGUGUCUGGGGAAUCUGUUAUCCAACCCUAUCCCCUUAAUACUUUACUAAACAAUCCUUCCAUAAUAAAGUACACCAAACAAUACAUCUCAGCCAGCGUCGACAAUUGCUACGAAUUUAUUGGUUCCUGCAAUGGAUUGAUAUGUUUCAGUGUUAUUUCUUUAACAGAUCUUCAAUAUACCUGGUUUCAAUUAUGGAACCCAACCGCCCACACAUUUUCUGUCUAUUUUGGGCAUCACUCCAAUCCUCACCAAAAUACAUAUGACUAUCGCAGGUCUUCCCGCUUUUCAUUUGGUUAUGAUAAUUCAACCGAUACUUAUAAGAUUCUAUCUUUGAGUCCCAACAAAGUCGAAAUAUUUAGUGUAGGGGGUAAUGCUUGGAAAAUUAUUCAACUUCUUCAUGUGGUUCCUUUAGACCAUUGGCAACGUGCUCCAAGAAAACGUCGGCUUUUCAAUGAAGAUUUGUAUUUGAAUGACACUAUAAACUUCUUGGCUCGAGAUAUUGCCGAGCAUAUCGUGAUUAUCUCGAUGAAUCUCGAUACAGAGGCAUAUCGCGAGUUGCUUCCACCUCAAGAUUUUGUGGAAGUUCCACUUCAUUUGCCAACUAUUUAUGUUUUGGGGGACUGUCUUUGUUUUUGUCACCAUACUCAGAAAACUCAUUUUAUUAUAUGA
Molecule: messenger RNA, 873 nt
Organism: Lathyrus oleraceus (garden pea)
Lineage: Eukaryota; Viridiplantae; Streptophyta; Magnoliopsida; Fabales; Fabaceae
Product: putative F-box protein At3g20705
Exons: 1
Coding region: 1-873 (290 amino acids)
Molecular function (GO): protein binding
Source: RefSeq, a predicted model, not a curated record